Messenger RNA from Boeremia exigua, 738 nucleotides. RefSeq lists its product as uncharacterized. Gene Ontology annotation, molecular function: 5-formyltetrahydrofolate cyclo-ligase activity. Gene Ontology annotation, cellular component: mitochondrion. Gene Ontology annotation, biological process: folic acid-containing compound biosynthetic process; tetrahydrofolate interconversion. The record is from RefSeq and is a predicted model, not a curated record. The transcript has 2 exons. Lineage: Eukaryota; Fungi; Ascomycota; Dothideomycetes; Pleosporales; Didymellaceae. The coding region runs from base 1 to 738 and encodes 245 amino acids.
AUGGCGGCCGUCGUAGCGCUCAAGAAGGAUCUGAGGAAGAAGAUCAAGGCCAUCUUGAAAGACGUCUCCGAUGCAUCAGCUGAAACCCAAUCCGCCCAUGCUGCGAAAGCUCUGUUUGCCACGCCAGAGUACAAGGCAGCCAAGCGCAUCAGUGUGUAUCUUUCCAUGCCUGCGGGCGAGAUCAUGACCAACAGCAUUGUGCACGACGCAAUCGCCCAGGGCAAGCAGGUCUUUGUUCCGCACACGUACGGGCGCAAGUGCCACGAUGGCCCAAAGUCCAUCAUGGACAUGCUCCAACUGGCGUCGCUGUCCGACUUUGAAGCGUGCGAGCCGGACAAAUGGGGCAUUCCUACGUUCGGCGAGGACACCAUCUCAACACGUGAAAACUGCUUCGGCACGACUGGCACCACCAGAGGCAACAACGACAACAUCACUGACGGGCUCGACCUGAUCGUCAUGCCGGGCAUGGCUUUCGAUUCAGAGUUCGGGCGCCUUGGACACGGCAAGGGCUACUACGACUUCUUCUUGCAACGGUGUCACCAAGCAUCGCGCAUGCCUUUUCGCGGUAAGAAAUACUGGUAUUCGUACAUGGCUGAUGGGCUAACUAACCACGUCAAAGUUGGUCUGGCUCUGACCGAGCAGCUGCUUCCGCCAGGCGAAUCUAUCCCCAUGGACCAGUCCGACUAUCGUCUCGACGCCCUGAUCACCGGCGAUGGCGAGGUCCGUCGCGCUGGAUAA